AUGCCGUAUGCAAAUAAAAGAAAAGCGAAUAUUGAAAAACUGUUAAAACAAGAAGCGAGUAAAUGCAAAAAGGUAUCGGAUUUCUUCACAAAGAACGAAAAUGCAAGAACAUCGUCAUCGACAUCGUGCGAUACAAACGUUGAGAAAGAGUCAGAACAAUUAUUAAAUAUGGCGCCAAUUGAAGUGGAAAGCGAAGUACAAGGCACUGCAGCUACUGGAGGCACUGACCAAGGAGAACCUCGUAAAGACAAUGAACUGAAUGAAGUGGAUUUUGAUAUUCGAAAUUCAGAUAAGGAAGGUAAUGUUCAAUUUGUUCAUACACGGGCUCCUUCGAAUAAUAUUCCAAGCAAUACUACACCUUCGACCUUAUCGUCAACAAGCUCUGCAAAUAUAAACAGCAUUACUUUGGUUACAACAAGUGACGUUGGUUUGCCAAUAAGCACAGCAAACACAUCGUCAACGCAAAUGACUGCUGAAACCACUACUGAGUAUUACAGAGGCUACCCAUUAAACCUAAAAGCACUUCUAGGAAAAUUUGGAGAUGGUGUACUAUCUCAAUAUUAUGAACGAAGUAGAGUUUCAACGCAGAAUCGCCAGAAAGCUAGGGUUUUUGUCAAGUGUUGCAUCUGUGGUGAAUUCGAAGAGGAAGCAAAGCGCUUUUCAGCUAAUGGUAGAUUGUACAUGGCACAAGGUGUGCGUUGUGAUGGGAAGAAAAAGAUACAAGAUGUAAUUGAUCAUCUACUGGGGCCUUCACAUAGAGCAGCUCAAGAAAAGAAACAGCUAUCCAAGUUGUGGAAUGCCAAAGACAAACGUCACCCAUUUAUUAACUUGGCAACAAAAAUCCAACAGUUUUGA
Molecule: messenger RNA, 855 nt
Organism: Paramuricea clavata
Lineage: Eukaryota; Metazoa; Cnidaria; Anthozoa; Malacalcyonacea; Plexauridae
Source: the annotation of a GenBank genome assembly